AUGAAUGAGAAAAUACUUAAUCUGCAUGAGUCUGUUUUAGAAGAGUACAUAAAGGAGAUAAUACCAAAGUUUGAAGAAAGGAAACAUGAGCUUAUUAUCAUGAUAACUAACAUGCCACAGAAGCACUCACUCGUAAACUGUAUCGCAGAAGAGCUGGAGAAAGAGUACACGAGAGAAAAGAUUGUGGAGCUGGAAAUAGAAGCACUGGCGUACGCUUCAAAAGACUUCUUUCUUCUGACAAACGCUCUCCUGUACCUUGAAAGAAGAUGGAACACUGAAGUCGUCAAAAAUCUUCUCCAGAGAGCAAGUAAGACUGAAGAGCAGUUUUCAGUCCUUUUUUCUUUCUUGACUGAUCCAAACGAAGAGGAUGUGGAAGGAGAGUGCGAUCUAAGCCCGAACAUAACCAUUCCAGAAGAUUUUACAGAAAUUCAGAAAGUGUACGAGAUACUCCACAGUCUUCGAGACAAGAACAUCAUAUCUUCCAUACGAGACUCAUUCACUGCGUACAAGAUCAUAACUGCCUAUGGGCCCAAUGUGGUCAUGGUGACAGAAGAGCUGAACAUACUUGCGCAACUAGAGUCUGUUGCUUUUAAUGAUCUACUUGGCGGCGUGCUCCUUGGGGUUUUGUACGAGAAGAGCCAGAUACCCCACUUUUCCAACAUUCUUGUCCGGCUUCUUAGAAGGAACAAGAUAUACAUCCAGUCCGUUAUACAGCUUUUUAUCACGGCAUACAACAUAAAAGACAACAUAUGGGAAAGCAUCCAGGAGAUGAUCCCACACUUGUACGUAAGGCUUGGGAUAGAUAGAAAAAUGGCAUUCUGUCUUCUGUACACUCUCAAUCUAAAAAAUGCCAUCUUUUUAUUCGAGCUUUUUAAUGGCGAGGUUCCGCAAAUCGACGUGUUUGACAGAUGUGUGCAGGGAAGGGAGUCUAUUCCCGACGAGGAAGUUCGGAGGUGCGUGCGUGCAUCCCUGAGCAUCCCAGAUGGCGAAACCUACACGGCUGAAGACCCCUUUCUCGACACUUUGCCAGGACAGUUUACGUAUAAGCCGUCAACUAAAUACGCUGAGGUAGAGGAUAAAAUGUAUUUCUACAGCUUCUUUAUGUACAGAACCAAUCCCAGCAUUACGCACGUCAACAACGUAUCUCUUGAGUAUAAAGAUGUAAUUAAAAAUUUGACAGAAGAGGAAAUGGACACUUUUGUUCGAAUUGUUCUUUCAGCCAGAAACUCUCUUGUGCACAAAGAGCUCACUGUAAACAGGCUGUACACUAUGCGAACAAGAUAA
Messenger RNA from Nematocida minor, 1284 nucleotides. RefSeq lists its product as uncharacterized. The record is from RefSeq and is a predicted model, not a curated record. Bases 1 to 1284 code for a protein of 427 amino acids. Lineage: Eukaryota; Fungi; Microsporidia. The transcript has a single exon.